Molecule: messenger RNA, 3732 nt
Organism: Pleuronectes platessa (European plaice)
Lineage: Eukaryota; Metazoa; Chordata; Actinopteri; Pleuronectiformes; Pleuronectidae
Gene: rorc
Product: RAR-related orphan receptor C
Exons: 12
Coding region: 688-1917 (409 amino acids)
Biological process (GO): regulation of transcription by RNA polymerase II
Cellular component (GO): nucleus
Molecular function (GO): zinc ion binding; nuclear receptor activity; RNA polymerase II cis-regulatory region sequence-specific DNA binding
Source: RefSeq, a predicted model, not a curated record
AGUAAGGGGACAGUCCCCCCCUUUCAGUGUCUCUCUCUCACGAUCUCUCUCUCUCACACACACACACACGUACACACACACACACACACAUAUGCACGCAUACACGCACACGCUAACAAGGAAGGUGAGGCGGUGACUGACACACAAAAGUCUGAAUAUGUGCGCUGAAGCGGCAGUCAGCACCCGAGCAGACUCGCUGAAGGACGACAAAAGAAGAAGGAGAGGAAAGGGUGUAAGAGUAGGUGGUGCGAGGGAAGAAAACUAGAGUCUAAAGAAAGAAUAUUGUCAGACAAAGUGACUUUGUGAAAGUGGGCCAAACGUCUGAGACAAGUGGAGGAGUGAUGAUGAUGCGAGAUAUUCCACGUCUUCUCAGGACUCUCUCUCCUCAGCGUAUUUGAAGUUGUUCUGCUCAUUGUUAUUAACGCAAGGGGUGUUACAGAGGAAAACACCUUUGGUUGACUCUGGUCACAAGCCCAGAUUGAAGCGAUCCCGUGCAAGAUCUGCGGCGACAAGUCCUCUGGCGUGCAUUAUGGAGUCAUCACCUGCGAGGGCUGCAAGGGGUUCUUCAGGCGCAGCCAGCAGCCCACUGUGUCCUAUUCCUGCUCCAGGCAAAGUAACUGUCAGAUCGACCGGGCCAGUCGCAACCGCUGCCAACACUGCCGUCUGCAGAAGUGCUUGGCACAGGGCAUGAGCAGAGAUGCCGUGAAGUUUGGAAGGAUGUCCAAACGUCAGCGGGACUCUCUGAUCGCCGAAGUGGAGAAGCACCGGCAGCUGCAGCAGCAGCAGCUGCAUCAGCAGCAGCUUCAGGGAGACGUCCAGUCUGUGUUGUCCUUCCCCACCAAAGCCAGGCAAGACCGCUCUCCCCAGCUCCUCCAGCCCAUGGCUCAGGCCUACUCUGUCACUGGUGAGCCUGAGCUGCUGUCCUACACCAAUAAUGUUCACCCCUACCUUGUGUACUCGGCCAACGAGUCGCAGGUAUCAGGGAUGAUCUACAGAAGCUCCGGUGUCUCUCCCCCACCCAGGUCCCAGGGGAGGGGGGGACAAAAUGGACACCCUGACAUAAGAGGGUUUGAAUUGAGACAGCAAUCUCAUGAUCUGACGGCGAUCCAUCCCUACAACCCUCUGGAGGAAUCCUACAGCAUUUAUCCUCACUCUCUGAGAAACAUAGAUGAGCUGUGUGCCAGUAUCGUGCGUUCCCACCGAGAGACCAGCCAGUUCCCAUUGGGGGAGCUGCAGGCUCUCAGGUGGAAGCUGUUCAGUAGAGAGGAGAUCCAAGCCUAUCAGAGCAAAUCAGUGGACGACAUGUGGCAGCAUUGUGCCAUUCGACUGACCGAUGCCGUGCAGUAUGUAGUGGAGUUCGCGAAACACAUCCCAGGUUUCCGUAUGCUCAGCCAGAACGACCAGAUUGCACUUCUCAAGACAGGCUCCAUGGAGGUGGUUCUGGUCAGGAUGUGUCGGUUCUUCAACACAGAGAACAACACUGUCUUCUUCGAUGGGAAAUUUGCUGGAGUUGAGGUCUUCAAGUCACUGGCGAGUGCUGAUUUGAUCACAGCAGUGUUCGACUUCGCUCAUGACAUGUGCGCUCUGAAGCUCACUGAGCAGCAGAUCGCUCUCUUCAGUGCUCUGGUGCUGAUCAACGCAGACCGUCCAUGUCUGGAGGACAGAGGCAGGGUCCAGCGGGUGCAGAGAAGCGUGGAGUUAGGACUCAGACACAUUCUACAGCGAGACAACCUGGAAGGUCUAUUGCACAAGCUGUACCAGAGGAUGGCAGUGUUGCGAUCGCUGUGCAGUCUUCACAUGGAGAAGCUGCGCUGGUUCAGUCAGCGUUACCCUCUCACGGCUCACUCUCUGUUCCCUCCGCUCUACAAGGAGCUGUUCGCCUCAGAAGCCGAGCUGCUGCCAGGGACCACACACUGAUGAUCCAGCAGCAUAAACCAAACAGACACACAAACACACACACAUGCAUAGACACAUUAUUUUAUCACUUUCUGACAGAGUCUAUUUUUCUAAUAAUGGAAAUAAAUUAGAUGCCCACAGUCAUAAUAGUGUAUUAAGUAUUACAUGACCUCCAGAGCUUUGUUUUGGUAGCUUAUGUCAAACAUAUAUUUCAAUAUUUUGACCAGUUUUACUACCAAGGGAAUUUUGUGUUUUGUCGUCACAUUAUCUUUGGGAUACAGGAUUCAUUUUCCCUCAGGAUGUGCUGUUGUGAUUCUGUUCAGUCAAUGUGUGUUGACUGUCAAUGCUUUCAGACAGAUAUAUUCAAAGAGGCAGAACAAUGGCAACAUGGUCCACUGAGACUGAAAGUCGUAGUCCACUGAACAUCUGUCCAACAGCUUCGGAUCAGCAGUGGAUUUGAAUCUGAACGCAAACACAACAAAAAGGAAAUAGCACAAAAUAUCAGGUUAAAAUACAGAGACAAAUAUUUUACAGAUGCAAGUAUGAUGGAAUUCAAAAGAGCACAUACCUCCGCCAACGCCCAACCGUCCCCUUAAAUACAAUCAAACUGCACCAGGUUUCACACACGGUUUCCCUAAAUGUGCCUCCUUUUCCCCCCAAGAUCUGUAAAUUACUCCCUGGGUAAACAGUGAAGAUAUUGUAAUGUUAAAGAAAGAGAAAACGGAUUCCUGCAUUUGCCCUCUGAACUGGAUCCACACCACAUUCUUACUUCGACGAGUUCAUGGAAAUCUGUUCAGUUGUUUUUGUGUAAUCUUGCUCACAAACAAAAAGAACAACAAACAAACGGGCAUGAAAACAUAACCUCACUGAGCCAGAAAGCCCAGAAGUGCCCAGUAACGGGGCAUUACAUUUCCAAAGACCAAGAUAAGAACAUCAAGCAAUAAAUAAGUUGUGUAGUUGAUUAGGUCGCACCGUGUCACGACAUAACCAAGUCGACACGUUCCACUCUGUGCACAGAUUACAUCCACAUGUUCACACUCUGUACGACCCAAAAGAUAGAUUUGGACCUCAAUAUCAUUUUUAUACAAAUGUGGGAGCCAUGUGGCAGAAACACAGAGCAGUGAUAGUAUGGGUGAAGCUAAAUAAAACUUGUAUCUUUUGUGAAAUCAUGCUCUACUUUCAGGAACCUUGAGCACAUAGCGAUCACAGAAUGGCAUCAGCUCAGCAUCAUUGUGCUAUUUCAAUCAUGUGAGAUAUUUGAAGGUAAAUGUACAUGUCGAAACAAGUAGUCCCUACAAAAUGUGAAACAUUGGAAGACAUCAGAUUCUGCACACUCACGCAGAGAAAAACAUCUGUAUCUGUUAUAUCUGAAUUUGUAAAUGACUCGAAACGACAUGCGAGAACUUGCCUCUUUGUAUCCACAUGUCUCUAGAGAAGGGUUUCUCCUCAGGUUGAUAUUGUCAAGUCCUACGAAGCAGCAGUACCUCAAACUUUUUUUUAUCCUUUGUGUUUGAAUAACUUCUCACUGGCUUUUGUAUCUUUAAAGCUUUGGAAACAAUGUUGCAUUUAAUGUAGAAAACAUGGUGGAGAUACAGUAGACGUUGCUUCCUCUGUGUGCAAACUUUUCCCUUUUUCUGAUUGAACUUGCAUUUGUUUUGUUUUCUCUACACACAGUAACUUUAAAUAAAGCAAUGAGUAAAGAGGAAAUGACGAGAGGCUCCAGCAUUAAAUACCGUCUGUCCGGGUGUAGUCUUCUCUGUUCCUGGAACAGCUGAGAUCAUGAUGAAGUUAAAUCCAUGUAAAUCCUCUAAUAAACUGCUCAGGCUGUGACACCAA